This is a messenger RNA of Thelazia callipaeda (thelaziosis nematode), 2046 nucleotides long. Lineage: Eukaryota; Metazoa; Nematoda; Chromadorea; Rhabditida; Thelaziidae. The record is from the annotation of a GenBank genome assembly.
AUGAUUGCAAUUGGUGGUCAAAUGGCAGGAGAUCAUCACGGUAACCCUGCAAUGAGAUCAUUUCGUCGUAGCAGCUUGGCUGCAUUUCGUCGUAGUAGCUUCAGUAAUUUAUACCAGUCGUGUACAGGACGAAGAAAAGCAAGUAGUAUUAAGAAAAUGACAGAUACUACUACUAGUGGAAAUGGAUCAGAAGUAGUGGAUAAAGAUCUAGAAGCAUUUUGUUUAGCACCAACAGUAUCCAUUAAAUCAUCCUCACCAGAUGAAGAUGAAGCUGGACCAAGCAGUAAACAGCUUUCAAGGCCUGUGAUAAGAAGAGCGCCAGGAGCAUCAGGAACACAAAUUUUACGACGUGCAGAAUCACAUUCUUCGUUUUUGGCACGCUUAAGUGGUCGAUUAAGACGAUCGUUUCAUCUGUCUUCUAGCAAACGAGAACAAACCGAUAAGGUUACAACAAGCAGCGACGUGGCGAGCGGCGAAACUUCUACACCAAUACUGCUUUUUGAGAGAACAUUCACGGGUUCUGCAAACAUCACAAUAGACAAUAAUGAUGAAGCAUAUAGCAGCAUUGAAGUGGUGCAACAAGUUUUGCGUCGGAAUAGAUCUGAUGAAAUAAAACGCCUUCUGCGCAAAACGAAUUGGCCAGUAGGUCAUGAAGUACGAGCAAAUUUGUGGCAAGCAAUUUGUAGAUCUAACAAUGCAGAUUUUGAUGCGUACAGAGGUAGUUAUGGUCCAGAAACCUAUGGAUGGGAAGAACUUGAUGGCAAUUUUACUCCGAAAGUGCGUUUUCUGCUCUCUCCAGAUACUAUAAAGAAUAAUUAUCAGUUAAAUCCAAAUGGGUUAGCAGCAUUACAUCGUCUCAUUCGCGCUUUAGAUGAUUCAUUCCCGACUCUAAACUAUGCUCCUAUGAUCCGACCUAUACUUGCAUUGUUCUUACAUUAUAUGAAUGAAGAGGAUGCGUAUGCUUGUGCUUUUCGAAUUUUAAAGAAUCAUUUGAAUUAUAUGAAAGACUCAGCUGUAGCUAAUACAGCUUCAUCAUAUACUUUACUUGCACUGGUCAAGAUUUAUAAAGUAGGAGUUUAUAGAACAAUGAAGAAUUGGAUUGGUUCGUCUGACGAAAGUGUUUUGGCGAAAGCUUUGCAUAAUUGGCCAAAAUGGAUAUUCUGCUAUCUAUCAUUUGAAUAUUUGAUUUGUAUUAUUGAUUGCUACCUAUAUGAAGGAUACAAGUUACUAAUGAGAAUUGCAAUAACGUUACUUAACACCUGGCAUAAAAACGCAACAAUUCCUGAGGAUUUGUGUGAUAAAACGUAUGAAGAACGAGUAGAUUUGUUUAUGACGAAUUUUCAAGAAAUUAUAAAACGUGAAGAUAUUUCAAUCACAGCUUUGCUUGAAGCUGCUAAAGGGAUUCGGAAUUUCAGUAGUGCUAAGAUUGCGCGACUUCAGGAGAAAUAUGAGAAAAUAGUUUUAGAAACUGAAGGUUCCGUUCUUCCAAUACCAGAUAUACCUGCUAUGCAUACAAAACCUUUCAUCUCGUUUAUAAUAUCACCUGAGAUAGCCUUUAAUUUAAUGUGCCAACUACCAGAAAGAUAUCAGCUCAGAACGCCACUGCUAAUUUAUCAUCUUUUUGAUGAUGGAACUUCUUUCAGUCAUCUUUGGAGCAAAAUUGACAAAGCGGAAUCAACUUUAAUGGUUAUCAAGACAGACAAAGAUGAAGUUUUGGGAGCUUACUGCGAUGAAGCAUGGGAAAAUCGAACAAAAGCGCAUGAGCGAGAGUCUGGGAUAUAUUUUGGUGGUGGUCGUUCUUUUGUAUGGAAUUUGAAUGAAAACGAUCAGCUAAAUAUAUUUCGGUGGCAAGAAGAUCAGGCAGAAUGUUUUAUGGCUGCACCUUAUGAUCCAGAUCCUGUUGUUAUGAUGAUUGGAGGAAAUGCAAUAUAUAUUCGAGAUCAGUUAUUAAUUGGUUCAAGUUUGGCUGGCAAUACUUUUCGAAAUCCGGAAUUAGUGAAUGGUGGUACAUUUAAAAUUAAGGAUCUUGAGGUGAAUACUUGUUAA